Molecule: messenger RNA, 2639 nt
Organism: Bactrocera oleae (olive fruit fly)
Lineage: Eukaryota; Metazoa; Arthropoda; Insecta; Diptera; Tephritidae
Gene: Wee1
Product: Wee1 kinase
Biological process (GO): mitotic cell cycle; protein phosphorylation; negative regulation of G2/MI transition of meiotic cell cycle
Cellular component (GO): cytoplasm; nucleus
Molecular function (GO): non-membrane spanning protein tyrosine kinase activity; ATP binding; magnesium ion binding
Source: RefSeq, a predicted model, not a curated record
GACUUCGUUUUUAUUGAAUUGAAUGGGUUUAAAAUAUUUUUUAUGUACAUAAUGAACGCAUCUCUGAGGGAUGAUAUUAACAUAUCUGGUUAACAAAAUUCCUUUGGUCCGAAAUUUUAACUGUGAAUUACAGCCAACUUCAAGUCAUUAAUUUAAGUUCAAUUUCAGUUUAACCAAACGAAUUUGGAAUAUCUCUUUAUUCAUUGAAUUUCUUGUGAUUAUUGUUUUCGUUGAAGUUUUUUUACAGAAAGUAAAUACGACUUACAUAAUAGUGGUACAUUCGUAUCGAACAAAUGCUCGAAAUGGAAGCAUUUCGUAAGCUUCAACCUGACAGAAAAAACGACGCGGAUAGUUCUCAGGAACAAAUCGAAUUAAACUCCAGCGUUGAGAUGCAUUCACCUUCUCCCGUUUGUCUUAUUCAACCUCGGAAACUACGUUUUGCAUCACCACAGAUCGAUGAGGAAGCACAGAAACGGUCAAGUCCGGUACAGACGCGAUCGUCAGCAAUUGCAUCUGUUUCGCCUCCUUACCGCAAGGUACGAGCAUUGAGACUUUUCGACACCCCCGCCACACCGAAAACCAUUCUGCAAAAAUCACGAAACCAUCUGUCUGCAGCGGUUGCGGCAGACGUUGCUCGAAAAAGCGAAAUAGAGGAACGACCAAGAUCGCUGCCAUUGCAUAGUCGAGUUUUAGAUAAUUUUCAACAGACCGCAAAUGUGAAUCCUUUUACCCCUGACAGUUUUCUGGCUCGAAAUAAAAAGCGAUGCCGAACUCAAUUUGGAAGAGACAAUUUGAGCAAUCAAUCACUACAGAUAUUUUUAAACACGGAGGCAGAUAAUAUAGCUGAUGGAGAAGAAGAUGGCAAUGUGGAAAUACUUCAAGCUCCAAAAAGACUAGCUUUGCAAGAUACAAACAUUAGCCGUUAUCAAAAGGAAUUUUUAGAAAUAUCCCUAAUUGGAAUUGGAGAGUUCGGUUUAGUUUAUCAGUGUCUUAAUCGAUUGGAUGGUUGUAUAUAUGCCAUUAAGAAAAGUAUAAAGCCAGUGGCAGGUAGUUUUUUCGAAAAACGGGCUUUGAACGAAGUAUGGGCACAUGCGGUAUUAGGAAAACAUGACAACGUUGUUCGCUAUUACUCUGCGUGGGCGGAAGAUAAUCAUAUGCUCAUACAGAAUGAAUAUUGCAACGGCGGCAGUUUACAAUCGCUUAUACAAAAACGUUUUCUCGUUGAAUCUGAAUUGAAAAUUUUAUUACUUCAUGUGGCAGAAGGUCUUCGAUAUAUACAUUCAAAUGAUCUGGUGCAUAUGGACUUAAAAUCGGGCAAUAUUUUUCUUACGAAAAUGCCGUCGCUACAUAAGUCCAGUUCAACACCGUUGACACCGUACUAUGAAGAUGGUAUGGAUGGUAUAUAUGAAGAGCUUAGUAACACAGAAUGUAUUACAACAUAUAAAAUUGGUGAUCUUGGACAUGUGACCUCAGUAAAAGAGCCACACGUUGAAGAAGGCGAUUGCCGUUAUUUACCAUUUGAAAUACUACAGGAAGAUUUUAGUAAUUUGUUCAAAGCAGAUAUAUUUUCACUUGGUAUGACAUUGUUUGAAGCAGCCGGUGGGGGACCAUUACCGAAAAAUGGACCUGAAUGGCAGAAUUUGCGUAGCGGCGAAUUUCCAAAUAUAUCAACAUUAAGUCCAGAAUUUAAUGAACUCAUCAAACUUAUGACACAUCCUGAUCCGGAAAAGCGCCCUUCAUCAACAUCUAUUUUUAAUCAUCCUAUAUUGAGUUCAUUGGAAUCAAAAACUAAAUCGCAACUUAAUCAAGAGUUGACUAUUGAAAAACGAAAGAAUGAAAUAUUACUACGCAAGUUACGCGAAGCCAAAAAACUGCUCAAACAGUAUGAACAAAAUGGAGCAAAUCAAACGCCAACAGCUUCUAUGGAACAGCGUUGUUUACGCUCAUAUUCGCGCAAAAAACGCACAUGCCACAGUUCUAAAUUGGAUGGUCUGCGCGAUCGUAACAAAAAUGUUAUUAACAAAUUAAAUUAUAGAAUUGAGUAAAUGCUGUCAAUAGUAUUAAUUGCGGAAGUUAUACAAACGAAUUUUACCCAUUGUCCUUAUUUUAUUUUUAUUUUUUAACUAUAAACAGACUGUAAAUAAGAAAAUAUAUAAUAUAUAUGUAUGUACGCCAAAUGUACGGAUAUAGCUUUAUUUCUCAAUUUUUGUAUCACUAACGGUGACAUUACUGGUUUAUGAAAAUACUAACUGGUUGUUACUAAACAAACAUGUCUACCUGAAGGCAAUCAAAAUAUUAUUUGAUUUGUAUUAAAGCAAAUAGAAUUAUUAGAGUACGCAUACAACAGAAGACAACUAAUUAGAUUCUUACUACAAAAGGAAUUACUUACGAUAUACAUACAAUGUGUGUGGACAUGUGUAAGAAUUAUGUGGAAAAAUACAAAUACAUUUGUAAAAUUUUUGUAUCUUGGUGGUUAUUUGAAUUAAAAAGAUGUACAAUCAUUAUAUUUGUUUCAAUGUUUAUCAUACCAUUUAAUAUGUUUAUUUAUAUUUGUAAGUUUUAAUUAGACUUUUUUACUUUUUAUUUUUGAUGUAAAAUAAAAAAAUAUAACGUGAAUAUUUCAACAUUUGAAACAUCUA